AUGGGCUCCGACUUCAAGGCCAUCCCUCUGAUCGAUAUCAGCCCGCUCGUCGAGAAGAUCGACGACCCUGCCAUGGCCGGCGACGAGGGUCUCCUCGACGUCGUCUGGAUGCUGGACGACGCUUGCAGGGAGGCCGGGUUCUUCUAUGUGGUAAUCAAAGGCCAUGGGAUUUCGGAGUCGCUAAUGACGGAAGUCAGGGAUGUCACACGCAAGUUCUUUCAGCUCCCUCGCGAGGAAAAACUGAAGAUCAAAAUGACACCUCAGAGUGGAUAUAGAGGAUAUCAGAGAGUGGGAGAAAAUGUUACCAAGGGUAAACCUGAUAUGCAUGAAGCAAUUGAUUGCUACACGCCUAUCGAACCAGGCAGAUAUGGAGAUCUUGCUAAACCAAUGGAAGGAUCUAAUUUGUGGCCAGAUUAUCCAUCAAAUUUUGAUGCGCUGCUGGAAAACUAUAUAAGCCUUCUACGAGAUCUUUCAAGGAAGAUCAUGAGAGGCAUAGCCUUGGCACUGGGUGCGCCGUUGGAUUCUUUCGAAGGCGGAGUGGCGGGAGAUGCUUUCUGGGUUCUCAGGUUAAUUGGCUAUCCAGUCUCAGAUGACAUCCCACAAGAGGAACGCACUGAUAUUGGAUGUGGAGCUCAUACAGAUUAUGGUCUUCUGACAUUGGUGAAUCAGGAUGAUGAUAUAUGUGCUCUUGAGGUCAGAAACCAGUCCGGUGAGUGGAUAUACGCCAAGCCGGUCCCUGGAACCUUCGUUUGCAACAUCGGCGACAUGCUGAAGGUUUGGUCGAAUGGGAUAUACCAGCCCACGCUCCACAGAGUCGUCAAUAACUCCCCUCGCUACCGUGUAUCUGUCGCCUUCUUCUACGAGUCGAACUUCGACGCUGCGGUGGAACCUGUAGAGUUCUGCCGGGAGAAAACGGGCGGCGUUGCCAAGUAUGAGAAGGUGGUGUAUGGGGAGCACCUAGUGCAGAAAGUCCUCACCAACUUCGUCAUGUAA
Messenger RNA from Triticum turgidum subsp. durum (durum wheat), 993 nucleotides. Lineage: Eukaryota; Viridiplantae; Streptophyta; Magnoliopsida; Poales; Poaceae. The record is from the annotation of a GenBank genome assembly.